AAGAACGGAGAGCGCGAAGAGUCCACGCUAUGGUCCACGCGCCCUGAUGCUGCGCCUACCUUGGAGCGGCUCAAACUGAAUUCUGAGGCUAUAUACAAAAUAAUUACGGCACAUACAUACAAUAACUUAUCUUAAUUAAUUCGGUAUUUCUUCAAUAGCUCUUAGUAUUUUAGUGAGUUUAAAUCUUAAUAUGGAGAUAAGUACUGAAGGAUCUGUUCGUGGUAUGUUUACUUGUGAAACGUGUGACCUGUCAACGCCGUUCACAUACUAUGGUCAGAAGCCUCCGAACACAAGAGCCAUAGUGCUCCUGGAAGAAUCAUAUGUGUUAAAGGAUCCUUUCAGCCCUAACAGAGACAAGUUCAUCGUUUUGGGCGCAAAGUGCACCUUGUGCAGUAUGGUGGUUUGCAUCGGCACGGAUUGCAGUCUAUUUUACACCAAACGAUUUUGUCUACGAUGUGUAAGGGAAAAUCUGGACCAGUUCCCCCAACAGAUUCAGGCUGAACUGGCGAAAAAGAAAGUUCCCCAGCACACAUAGACUGAAUUACAAAUGUGCAACCUAUGUGUGUGUUCCCUCGGAGAUAGAGAUGGAGAUAAUGUUCUCAGAAUGGCACCAGACUUUGUCUCCUGAAUGGCCUUGCUCCUGCUCUGACAGGCAUUUACUCUACUAAAAACAUCCUCAGAUUCAGAAACUCAAACAGGUGAAUUCCACAGGACACUUAAGCCAUCAAUAUACAUUCUAAUGUAGUGUAUUUUAAUUAUCUGAUUUAACUGAUACAUUAGAUUGGUUGUUUUAGUGUCUAUUUUGAGAGGUAUAUUGAAAAUGCUUACGUUUCAGCAUUGAUGAGUCGAUAGUUAAUAUUUAGAUCUUUUACUGAGUACUUUGAGUAUUUUGUUAGAAAUGCAAUUUGUGAUGCAAACAAAAUAAAAUGUUUGUCUACCAUUACCAACAAA
Molecule: messenger RNA, 951 nt
Organism: Alosa alosa (allis shad)
Lineage: Eukaryota; Metazoa; Chordata; Actinopteri; Clupeiformes; Clupeidae
Gene: cdpf1
Product: cysteine rich DPF motif domain containing 1
Exons: 4
Coding region: 191-535 (114 amino acids)
Source: RefSeq, a predicted model, not a curated record